UGGAACACUGUGUUUCUCGGACGUCCUCACUGGGUUUGAACGCAGCUUGACCUUUCACCUAGUCUGUAACCCACAGACAGUCAGUCAUGUGUUUGGUGUAACGUGUUACAGUGUGUGUUUAACGUUGCCGUUCUGAGCCGGUGUCAGCGGUCACCGUUUACCAGAUUCCCCACAACACAGCAGGGAGUUAGCGACUAACGGCUAAUAGCUAGCAGGCUAACGGGUUAACCGGCGGAGAUGGAGGAGUUUCUGUCAAACUGCUGCCGAGCCGUGAAGACAAAUGCGAAUCAGACAAGGUUCCAUGUUGUGUUGGGAAACGAGGCCUGUGAUCUGGACUCUAUGGUGUCAGCUCUGGCCUAUGCCUACUUCCUGUCCAAGAUAGUUCACAGUGAGGUGGUGGCUCUCCCUCUGCUCAACAUCCGUCAGGCUGAGUUUGUUCUGCGCUCUGAUAACCUGUUCCUGCUGCGGCAGACAGGUGUGUCACCUGACCUGCUGCUGUUCAGAGACCAGGUGGACCUGAAGGCGCUACAUAGAGAUGGACGACUGAGACUGACGCUGGUCGACCACAAUGUCCUGCCCAGUUCCGAUUCUGACCUAGAGGAGGCAGUGGUGGAUGUCAUCGACCAUCACCUGUUGGAGAGAGAGCCCUCUGCCUCCUGUCCUGUUACCGUGGAAAUGGUGGGAUCCUGCACCACCCUGGUCACGGAACGUAUCAUCCAGAAAGCUCCGGCUCUGCUGGACCAACAGCUGGCUCAGCUGCUCUAUGCCACUAUCCUAUUGGACUGUGUGAACAUGGCUCCAGCUGCAGGUAAAGUGACUCCUAAAGACAGUCAGUACGUAGCGAUGCUGGAGGCGCGAUUCCCUGCUCUGCCACCGAGAGGUGCUCUUUUCACGGCGCUGCAAAACGCCAAGUUUGACGUCUCAGGUUUGAACACAGAGCAGAUGUUAUUGAAGGAUAUGAAGGCCGUCUCUGGAAGUUUGAAUCUGGCUGUUUCUGUUCUGUACAUCAAACUGGAGGACUUCCUGCAGAGGGCGGGGCUGGAGGCGGAACUCUCAGACUUCUCUCAGAAGUUUGGCUUUGAUUUGCUGGUGCUGAUGACCAUCUCCUUCACUGAGAACAAAGAACCAAUCAGAGAGCUCGCUGUGUUCAGCCACAGCACCACCUGCAGGAAUGAAAUGAGCCUCUACCUGGAGCAGGCCCGUAACCCCACCCUCAACCUGUGUCCACUCAGCAGCCCCUACCCUCACAUCACAGCCUAUCACCAAGGCAACACACUCGCCUCUCGUAAGAAGGUCCUCCCCAUUGUUAAGGACUUUCUGAAGGAGCAAGAUGGGGGCGGAGCUUGUCGCUUAGGAGACGGGGAUGAAGAGGAUGAGUCUCAAGUUCCUCCAACACCGAUGAACAGUCUGGUGGAAGGCUGUCCACUGGACGAUGGGCCACCCCAGAUCAGCGCUCAGGCACUUGAAGAAAAGUUCAGCAAGAUGGCAGAGGGAGGUGGGGCCGGAAACUGACAGAGCCACGCCCACCUGUCAAUCAUCCCGACAGCCGACAAACGGCGAGAGCACACGGUCAGAGUGUGAGACAAGUCAGGCACUGAUCAAUGACCGGUCAAUCAGAUCAAUCAGAUCGAUUAGGACAGUUUGUGGUUUAAUGAUGUCACUUCCUGUGGUGAGUCACUGAAACAUGAGUGAGAUGACAGACUUUUUCAUCAUUUAUUCCAUAUUGAUGAAUAUUGAUAUUUAUUAUAAGGGAUAAUAUGGAGUGAAGUGGUUGUUAUAGUAACAUAAUGUGAUGCAGAUUUUCAUCAUCUUGAAGGUGUUUGUUCUACAAUAAUGACCAAGUCACUGUACAUUAUCCCACUCAUUACUGAACUAUUUAAUAAAAAAAAGUCUAUUUUGACAAGUACUGAUA
Molecule: messenger RNA, 1912 nt
Organism: Sphaeramia orbicularis (orbiculate cardinalfish)
Lineage: Eukaryota; Metazoa; Chordata; Actinopteri; Kurtiformes; Apogonidae
Gene: prune1
Product: prune exopolyphosphatase
Exons: 9
Coding region: 238-1512 (424 amino acids)
Cellular component (GO): cytoplasm
Molecular function (GO): exopolyphosphatase activity
Source: RefSeq, a predicted model, not a curated record